Penicillium argentinense is the source of this 663-nucleotide messenger RNA. RefSeq lists its product as uncharacterized. The transcript is spliced from 4 exons. Bases 1 to 663 code for a protein of 220 amino acids. The record is from RefSeq and is a predicted model, not a curated record. Lineage: Eukaryota; Fungi; Ascomycota; Eurotiomycetes; Eurotiales; Aspergillaceae.
AUGCCUUCCUCCGCCAAGGUUGUCUCCAUCCUCACUGCGCUGGCCGUCGGCUCUGUCGAGGCCGCCAUGGGCCCUGCCUUUAGCACUGGCCCUGUCUCGGACAACUCUUGGAUACGCGAGGCUACCUCGACCUUAGUCCUGCCUCAAGCUCCCAGUGACAACAGUGGUGUUCUUUCCCUUUGGGUCGGCAUGGGGACUUCCAACGGCGACUUGAUCCAGUCAAUCGCCGACAACUGGCAGUCUGAUUCCUGGAGUGUGUAUGCGUACACUCUGACCUCAACGGGAGCCAAUUCUCAGAUGCCGGUCCAGGGACCGUCCUCCGACGCUACCGGUGGACAGCGAGUGACUAUGCACUACAAGUUUGACGACGCCAGUGGAAAUUACACUCAGACUGUUCUGGUCAACAACCACACCGUGUCUACUCUUUCCACCAGCGACGGCCACGCCCAGGGCUGGGGUAGUUCUGUUGAAUGUGCCGAGGAGAACUGCGGCACUGUUGCUGCCCACUCUUGGAUCAACACCAAAAUCGUCCUCGACACGGCCGACCCCGACUACAUUAACACUGUGACUAAAGGCGACGGAGUCACCGGUGACAUGAAGACCAGCGAUGGAGGCAAGACCUGGACUGUCAGCCGCAUUGACAUCCCCGAGUACAGCUUCUAA